CAGAGCCCGCCCGUGACCAUGGAGGCCAGAGUGCUCUGGCUGCUGGCAUUGGUCCUGGCCUUGGGGUCCUCCAGCUUGGCUGACGAGUAUGUGGGCCUGUCGGAGAACCUGUGUGCCGUGCCGGCCAAGAACAGGGUGGACUGUGGCUACCCCGAUAUCAGCCCCGAGCAGUGUGUCAACAGGGGCUGCUGCUUUGACUCCAGCAUCCCCGAGGUGCCUUGGUGCUUCAAGCCUCUGCAGGACACAGAAUGCACAUUUUGAAGCGACGCCCACCGGCCCCGGACACCCUGG
Molecule: messenger RNA, 291 nt
Organism: Puma concolor (puma)
Lineage: Eukaryota; Metazoa; Chordata; Mammalia; Carnivora; Felidae
Gene: TFF3
Product: trefoil factor 3
Biological process (GO): maintenance of gastrointestinal epithelium
Source: RefSeq, a predicted model, not a curated record